This is a messenger RNA of Erigeron canadensis, 1996 nucleotides long. Its product is annotated as adenylosuccinate lyase-like. The transcript is spliced from 11 exons. Gene Ontology annotation, biological process: IMP biosynthetic process. NCBI's taxonomy places the organism in Eukaryota, Viridiplantae, Streptophyta, Magnoliopsida, Asterales, Asteraceae. Gene Ontology annotation, molecular function: N6-(1,2-dicarboxyethyl)AMP AMP-lyase (fumarate-forming) activity. The coding region runs from base 222 to 1832 and encodes 536 amino acids. The record is from RefSeq and is a predicted model, not a curated record.
AAAUGAAAAAGAAAAAGCAAAGCAAAAUAUCAGUCAGGUCAGGUGACCGUGUCACAAUAUUUUUAAAACAUUAGCCGUAACAACGGCGCCGCGGCUGCCGUCGUGUCUUCUCCCGAACAUCUCCGACUCUUCAUCUAACGCAGUCGAAUCUCUGACUGGAUUAAACGCAUCGUAUAUCGCUGCGGAUAUAAGUAUCGUAAAGUGUUGUUGUGUACGCCUUUAUGGAAACCGGAUUGUGCAUUAGAGUUCCGAAUGGCAGCUGUUCGGCAUCGAACUUGACUCGUGCAAGCUACCUCUUUGAACAAUCUGUUCCAACUCUAAACCGUGCUUCGUGUCAUCAUUUGACUUUUCCUCGUAAAAGUUGCAUUGUUAAAGCAACUUUGAAGGAAGUCAGUAGUGACAUGAAAUAUGCUGGAAAGGCCAAAGUGAAAUCUUCUGAGAUGGAGCUCUCAAGUUUAACAGCCAUAAGUCCUUUGGAUGGACGUUACCGGGAUAAGGUCAAGGAUUUAUCCCCCUAUUUGAGUGAAUAUGGCCUGAUCUACUAUCGAACCCUUGUUGAGAUCAAGUGGCUGCUAAAGCUUUCACAAAUUCCUGAAGUAUCCGAGGUUCCCAGUUUCAGCAAUGAAGCUCAAACAAAAUUGCAAGGAUUGAUUGAUGGAUUUAGCGAGGCUGAUGCAAAACAAGUGAAGAGUAUCGAGAAAAUAACUAAUCAUGAUGUGAAAGCAGUAGAGUAUUUUCUCAAAACAAAAUGUCAAGAAGAUCCUGAGAUUGCUAAGGUACUAGAAUUUUUCCAUUUUGGUUGUACAUCUGAAGACAUAAAUAACCUUGCUCAUGGACUGAUGCUAAAAGGUGCAAUUAACUCAGUUGUUCUCCCUGUCAUGGAUGACUUAAUUAAUGCAAUAUAUACUAUGGCCAAAGCUAAUGCAUACAUUCCUAUGCUUUCUAGGACUCAUGGACAGCCAGCUUCACCUACAACCUUGGGGAAGGAAAUGGUAAUAUUUGCUGAGAGAUUGAGCAGAGAGAGGCGAGAUAUUUCACAAGUAGAGAUAUUGGGAAAGUUUGCAGGCGCAGUUGGUAAUUAUAAUGCACAUGCUGUGGCAUAUCCUGAUGUAAAUUGGCCAUAUGUUGCAGAGCAGUUUGUAAACUCUCUUGGAUUGAGCUUUAACCCACAUGUUACCCAGAUUGAAUCUCAUGACUACAUGGCUAAACUUUUCCAUGCAUUCAUCCGUUUCAAUAAUAUUUUACUUGACUUUGACAAAGACAUAUGGGGCUAUAUAUCUGUGGGCUACUUCAAGCAGGUAACUAAGGCUGGUGAAAUCGGGUCGUCAACAAUGCCGCACAAAGUGAACCCAAUUGACUUUGAAAACAGUGAAGGCAAUCUUGGCAUAGCUAAUGCAUUGUUAGACCAUUUAAGCAUGAAGCUGCCUAUCUCACGUUGGCAGCGUGACUUGACUGAUUCUACAGUUCUGAGAAACUUUGGUCUGUGCCUGGGCCCUUCUCUUCUUGCAUACAAGAGUGCAUUGGUAGGAAUUGGGAAGCUUCAGGUCAAUGAAGCCGCCUUAAACAAAGACCUGGACAACUCAUGGGAGGUUCUGGCUGAACCAAUACAAACAGUGAUGAGAAGAUAUGGUGUUGAAGAACCUUACGAAAAACUGAAGGAACUUACCAGAGGAAGGACAGUUAACAAAGAGAGCAUUACCGAAUUCAUCAAUGGGUUAGAAAUACCAGUGGAAGCGAAGACUGGGCUUCUAAAGUUAACCCCCCACAACUAUGUUGGAGUUGCCCCUCAGCUCGUGGAGGAUGCUUGUGACAGGGCUAAUAGGUCCAAUUAAGGUCACAAUGUAAUAUUUUCCAGAUUGUAGUUUAUAAAGUGGUACAUGAGAUCGUUUCAGUACCAAAUUUUGUCCUUCUAGGCAUAUGUUAAGAGAUGUGUAUCUUUUUUCAUAUCCCAGUAUUAAUGAACAUUUGCCUAAACAUUUUCUCUUGGAAUUUAAAA